AUGGAGUCUAUUGCAAACCCCACCCUCGCAAAACGACCCCUAAGUAAUGGAACGACGAUCCCCUUUGCAGCUGUAGAUGACUAUUAUUUAAACUUUACCAAUCCUGGCAGAGAUGGUGUUGUCAUUGGUGCAGAACAUUCUUUUAGACUAGCCACUGCAACAAAUCAGUAUGCUCCUAAAUACAUUCCACUUAAUGAUGAACAUAAGCAUUUAGCUGGUGAAAUUGCUGAUGGUUUCUUUGAACAAUUUCGUCUCUCUUUCAAAACACAAAAAUAA
Messenger RNA from Cetraspora pellucida, 276 nucleotides. The record is from the annotation of a GenBank genome assembly. Lineage: Eukaryota; Fungi; Glomeromycota; Glomeromycetes; Diversisporales; Gigasporaceae.